This is a messenger RNA of Salvelinus sp. IW2-2015, 3157 nucleotides long. Its product is annotated as CTD small phosphatase-like protein 3. NCBI's taxonomy places the organism in Eukaryota, Metazoa, Chordata, Actinopteri, Salmoniformes, Salmonidae. Gene Ontology annotation, molecular function: phosphoprotein phosphatase activity. The record is from RefSeq and is a predicted model, not a curated record.
UCCUUAGUUGUUACUUUUCUAGAAAUCUAAAGGCACAACCUAGAUUCUAGCCAGUGUUAGUUGAACAUGUUAAUACUCCAAUCUCAUUUUCGUCAAAAAUAACUUUAAAUCGACAGAGUGCCUUUGAUUUUACGGCCUUUACAUGCACAGUUCGGCGCGAGACGACCGUUAGACCCGAUAACGUAUUGUGGGCACGAGUUUAGAUAACCAACAUCGCCUAUAAACGUGGUCGGGGAUUUAUAUCGGAGAAGCAGUUUCUACCUAUCUUCACACUAUGCUCUCUUCGUGUGAACCUUUCCGGUAGAUAAAAAAAUAAACUAGACGGAACAAGAACGAAUGGGAGACGACAGACAAUCACAAACAGGAACUGUUUUUUUCUCUCGAAAUUUUGAGUAGGCCCAAGAUUAUUUUCACGAGCUGUAUAACGAGUAAUGUUUGUGUAGCUACACAACACAUUUCAGUUUGUGAAGAUGAGACUUCGGUCUCGAAGUAUUGCUGACCCUUCAUCAGCACGGUUUAACGGUCGGUGGAACUCAAAGAGAAAGGCGCGGAACGUAACUCAAAAGGAUGAAGAGGUACAACAGCCAGACGACCAGUCACUCUACUCUGAUGAUAUCCCCACCGCUACAAAGCGCCCUCUUGUACAAGGGCGUGGGAGGAAAAGGGUGGCAGCCCUAGACUAUGAAGACAGAGAAGAUCUGGGCUUCAAGACCCCUGUUAAUGUGCGCCAUCACCGGGUGCUGUCGGAGCUAAACCCCUCCUUUCCCCUCAAUUCCACUGUGCGAAAUAUCUACUCCCCUGUUGUCCAUUUCCUCACUCCUACCAAGGAAAAUGUGAGAACCCCCAGCAGUGGUGAUGUGAUGAGCCCAGAGCAGUGUGUGUUUGGCUAUGGUUCCAUUAGCCUUCUCGCUGGAGAUGAGGACCGCAAUGACACUUUCAGCCCCUUCUCUUUCAUCAAGAACAUUCCAUCCAAGUGCCAGCAAUCCAAACCCUGCAUAAGAGACAUCCCACCUAAGACAAGGAGUACUCCCCAAGCCACGCUAGUUUUAGAUCUGGAUGAAACGCUCAUGUACAGCUCUCUGAAUGUGAUUGAGGAUGCAGAGUACACCUUCCGCACAUGCUUCCAGGACAAUCCGUACAAGGUCUACGUGAUUCUACGACCAUAUGUGAAAGAAUUUCUGGAAGCCAUGACAAAACAUUUUGAGAUGUUUGUUUAUACAUCUGCGAAGAAAGAAUAUGCAGAGAAAAUACUGGACAUCUUGGACCCGAAGAGAAGGCUUUUUCGACACCGUUUGUAUCAACAGGACUGUACCUGUGUUCUGGGGCACUAUGUCAAGGACUUGGGUGUACUUGAGAGGGACCUUGCUAAGACAGUGGUUUUGGACAACGCUCCACACACGUACCCCUACCAUCUGAUGAAUGUGCUUCCCAUCAAGAGCUGGUCUGGAAAUGAUGAUGACAAAGAACUUCAGAAGCUCAUCCCGUGUCUUGAGAGACUGUCAGGAGCAGAUAAUCCAUCUACCGGACAGGAUGAUUUCCGGGAAGUACUAGAGAGGAGGACGGACCACUUUCACAGAUUGCUCUCUGAGGAUUGAGAACCAAACAGGAUGGAUCAUCCUUAUCCUGUAAUAUGUUUAAUUGUGAACAUGAACUGGAUCUUUGUGUACUAUCCUAGCCCUUCUGUAUGAUCCCUGAAUGACCAGUCGGUUACUGAUGUAGUGUGUUAAUUUCAAACAUGUACAGUUGGGAUAUGUUUCCACACAAUAUCACUCUGCAGAGCAAAACAUUCCUAAUUGUUAAAAAAAGAACACAACUUGAAAUAGCAACUUAAAAUGUGUAUACUUAAUCAUGCCAAUUUAUUGACAGAAAAUAGCUUUUUUUAAAGUGAUCUACAUAUUGUUUGAUUAUUUUAGUGACAGUAUGUAUCACCUCAACAAAAGCCAGAGCAAUUUCUGUAACUAACAAACAACUUUAACCAUAAUGUUUUUUUUUUUCAGAUUUUAUUUGAGAAAUGUCAUGAUUUAGUCUUCUGUUUGGAUAAUUCUGGGAAUUUUUACGCGCAUAUCGUCUCCCUUUAUGCGUGCCUUUUUAGUAGGCCUACACUGCAGAAAUGUCACGAAUGUGUAGCCUACUCCCAACCUAUGACGUUCAUGGUUAGCAUAUUUUGUCGUUUUUUGUACUAAUCUGUGAAAUGUAUAUUUAUAUGGAAUUCUGACAAUGUAGUGACCUGGAAGAAUMAAUUUUAAGAACUAACUUGUCAAACUUGAACAUAUCCCCAUCCCCCCUUUAAACGGACGGUCUCGCCAAAGCUACUGUGAAAUUCUACUCUGUUUCCCCCCACAUGCGGUUAGAACCCAAAGACGGCUAUUGUUGGUUUCCCUAUUCUCUUACAUUUAAGUUCCAACAUARUUCACAAAUCGGUCACUCAGGGGUUGGCACAUGGUCACCUUUCAGUCGAAACAAAGGUUUUUGGGUAGGUUAAUUUCAGAAUGCCUUGGGAGGAACGGUGUGCAUUACAGAAUGUUUUUAUUUGAUUGACCACCUGCUGGUGACUURCUAUUAAGAUUGAAGUAAGAUUUGUUUUCGAUCUGGACACAACAGAGCCCCAACCCCCUGGUGUAUAGUCUACGCUUUUGAUUUAUUUGCGCCAUAUGGUCUGUGUGACAUGGUACGGAGAAAAGUGUAUGGGGGGGCAUCGCGAUCCUAUGAAAGCCUAUGGUGGGCGGUGGCUGAACCUUAGUAUUUUGUUCMACUUGAAAUUUGAUUGAGAAGUUCAAUGUGCAAUAAGACAAAAGUUGGGGGAAGGGGAAAAAAACGAAGUUGGGUGGAAGAAAUGUUACAAAUACAUUUAAACAACAGUAAUUCUGCAUCCCUCGAAAGUAUGUAACUUAUUAUUAUUUUAUUUUUUUAUACGUGUGGGCGGCACAUUCGCUGUACAUUCUCUGUUGUAAAGAUAUUUGGACUGCCUGGUCAUAUGGCUCACUGUACUAUUUAUAAACUAAACAUUGAGUAGUGGUACAAUCAGACAAAUGAGGCUAUCUUGCAUAUUGCUCCUCUUGUAAUUUGAAACGGGAGAAUUAGAUUUAUGUACUAUUGAUCAAUAGACUACCACUUCAAGUAUCCUUGUCAAUAAAGAAAAUCACUAGUCUCCUAAUGA